Molecule: messenger RNA, 3000 nt
Organism: Schistocerca piceifrons (Central American locust)
Lineage: Eukaryota; Metazoa; Arthropoda; Insecta; Orthoptera; Acrididae
Product: protein HIRA-like
Exons: 19
Biological process (GO): regulation of DNA-templated transcription; DNA-templated transcription; chromatin remodeling
Cellular component (GO): HIR complex; nucleus
Molecular function (GO): nucleosome binding; protein binding
Source: RefSeq, a predicted model, not a curated record
AUGGAUCGGACACUUCUGUCAACCCCCAAUAUCAACAUACACAGCCACACAUUGGGAUCGAACACUUCUCGUGACCUGCGCACUGUUAAUUUUAUCAAACUUUCUAUUUUGUCCGUUGACAUCCAUCCUGAUGGAUCCAGGUUUGCAACAGGAGGACAAGGUGGAGAUUCUGGAAGAAUUGUUAUUUGGAAUAUGGCUCCAGUUGUUAGUCCAGAAAUUGAAAAUGAUGAAAAUAUACCGAAAAUGUUGUGCCAAAUGGAUAAUCACCUAGCAUGUGUGAAUUGUGUCCGGUGGAGUUUCUCAGGAAAAUUUUUGGCAUCUGGUGGUGAUGACAAGCUUAUAAUGAUAUGGAAAAUUAGUAAAUACACAGGUGCAACAAAUGUUUUUGGAAGUGUUGGGAAAGUAAAUGUUGAGAGUUGGCAUUGCUGCAUGACUUUGCGUGGACAUAAUGGUGAUGUCCUGGAUAUGGCAUGGUCUCCACAUGAUGCGUAGCUUGCGUCUUGUUCUGUUGACAUCACAGUGAUUGUGUGGAAUGCUCUUAAGAUGCCAGAAAUGGUAGCAGUACUGAAAGGUCAUUCUGGACUAGUGAAGGGUGUUGCAUGGGAUCCUGUAGGCAAAUAUAUGGCUUCACAAUCUGAUGACAAGACAUUGAGGGUUUGGAGAACAGCAGACUGGAAAGAGGAUUCAGUCAUCACUGAACCAUUUGAAGAGUGUGGAGGUACAACACAUGUCUUGAGGCUCAGCUGGUCACCAGAUGGUCAAUACUUAGUAUCAGCAUACGCCAUGAACGGUGGAGGUCCCACUGCUCAAAUUGUUGAACGUGAGGGAUGGCGGAAAGAUAAGGAUUUUGUUGGACACCGAAAGGCUGUCACAUGCGUUCACUUCAAUUCCAACAUUCUGCAGAAACAAUAUCGUUCUUCAUCGAAGCCUCAGCAGUACUACUGUUGUGCAAUUGGUUCUCGAGAUCGAUCGUUAUCAGUAUGGCUUACAGCACUCAAACGACCUCUUGUUAUGUUGCACGAGUUGUUUACUAAUUCUGUGCUUGAUCUGUCAUGGAGCUGUACAGGUCUGCAGUUGAUGGCUUGUUCAUGGGAUGGAACUGCUGCUUUUGUAGAGUUCUCAGAAGAUGAACUUGGGAAGCCACUUACAAUGGAAGAGAAGACAAUGCUUCAUGAGCGCAUGUAUGGCAAGUCACUAUCAGCUGCCGGUGGUGCAGGUGCAUGUGUGGUGGAGACACCAGAGUUGCUUGCUGUCCGGGAGAAGGCAGAAAAAGCUGCAGCAGAGAAAGCGGCAGCAGACGCUUGGCAGACUAACGGAUCACUGGAACGGCCAGCUGCUUCUGUAUCCCAGCCUUCAACACCUCUUAAGGGCCCCAUCAAUUAACAGAUAGAGACUCGUACUUCAGAUGGAAAGAGAAGAAUAACACCUAUGUACAUACCUCCUGCACCAGAUGCUUGGGAUGGGCCUCGCCCUUUUGGGUUGGCAAUUACUGGUAGUGUACACCAGCCAACAUUUAGCAGUUCCUCUGAGACCAAAAGUUGUAUUAUGAUUGAAAAACGGGAUGAUGUGGUGCGGCCAAAUGUUAGUAGCAGUGGAGGAACUCCUGGUUCUAGCAAAUCUUGUGAUGGCACACCAAGCCCUGCUGGAAGUGCACCUGUCAAAGGUGUUCAGGCAGAUAAUAGCCUAGCUGGAACCCAAGUAGUUAUCGGAGUAACUGACAACAAGCAUCGCUCAACAAGCAAUGCAGAAAUGAAACUGCAGCUGCAGAAAGUAGAAUGCAGUGCACCAGUUGCAGCAAAGAGACGGCUGGAUAGGGAGCCAUUGGGAGGGAAGGGGAAGCGGAUGCGUCUGUUACCACCAGCUGAUAGCAAACCAGCACCACAACCAGUGCCACCUCCUGCCCCUGCAGCCUCUGAGCAUCCGGCUCUGUCACUGCCUGUUCUUCGGCUAUCAAAGUCGGCAUCUGUACCACUGUUGGGAGGGCGUAAACGAUUAGAAGUAUCGAACGGUGCUCUCAACACUCCACAUGGUCCACUGACACGGGUCUGUGUGUGCAGUGUAGCAGACACUGAACAGCCACCAGACUGGGAGGCUGUGUUGGGUUCUCCGGCAGCUGGAGUAGCUGCCAAUAACCAAGUUAUUGCUAUUGCGUGCCAAGAUGCUAUGCUCCAUUUGCUUACCAGCUCGGUUGGUCAACGACCAUUCCCACCUCUCGUGCUGUCAGCGGCUCCAUCCCGUUUGGUACUUUCAGGGCUUCAGCAUGUUAUGUUUAUCACAAGCAAUGGCUGCAUUAGUGUAUGGGACUUUGAGAAAAGCCGUUGCCUCAUCAAGAAUGAAUCGCUGAUGCCUAUUAUGCGUUCUGAACCAGGCUCUGUUGUCACAAUUUUGAGUUGUACAGUAACAGAGAAAGGCUGCCCUAUAAUAUCACUAUCAACAGGAAAAGCAUUCAUGUUAUCCAGUGAUCUAAGUUGCUGGUUAUUAAUGGGUGACAGCUUAGAUGCAGUCCAGCGCUCUUGUGCUCAGCGUGCAUUCACUCAGCUCCUGCCACAAGAAAACAAAUUGCUUCCACUUGCUUCUUUGCAGUCUCACAUUAAAGGGAUUUCGUCUACAGCAAGUCGCCUUCUUAAUGGAGCAAAAGUUGGGCCUCUAUGCACAAUAACCUUUCUGGAACAACUACUUUCAGCAUGUGUUGCACUCAAUUCAACGAAGGAGUACCACAGUUGGUUGAUGUGUCUUGUCAGGUUUCUCAUUCAAGAAGGUCUGGAGUCCAAAUUACGGCUAAUCUGUAAUGAUCUGCUGGGUCCCACACACAGCCAUUCAAAUCAAAGCAAAUCUUGGGAAAACACAAUUAUGGGGUUUUCAAAGCACGUUUUGCUAAGAGAGAUACUUUCUCUGAUGGGCACGAAUCUCAGAUUGCAGAGACUUCUUGUUGAAUAUAGUGACCAGCUCACACAAUUAGAACAAUCUGCUCAGUUAUUUAAUGGAAUGGAAAAUCAGUGA